Messenger RNA from Schistosoma turkestanicum, 762 nucleotides. The record is from the annotation of a GenBank genome assembly. NCBI's taxonomy places the organism in Eukaryota, Metazoa, Platyhelminthes, Trematoda, Strigeidida, Schistosomatidae.
GCAAGAUCCAAAGCUUACGCUUAAUGAUAUGGCUCAUGAGUACCAACGUCUCACUAACCUACAACGAGACUCGACUAUAGUUCAGAGUGGUAGUUCAAGCCGACCUGAAAUUCAUUUGGUACAGCAGCCACCUAAUCAUUAUAAGUCUGCCCGUGCUACACCCAGUUCACCCCGCUCCAAUUCGGACCAAAAACCCAAAAUGAAUCCACCUUCUGCUUGCUGGCACUGCGGUUCAUGGCACUAUGUACGGAACUGCCCAUUUAGGCAGCAUAGAUGCAGGAAGUGUAAAGUCAUCGGUCAUAAAGAUGGCUUUUGCCUACAGAAAAAGCCAAAGCGAUCCAGAAGUGCUAAGAAGCCUGUUCCUAGAUCCAGUACCAAUGCAUUGAGCCUAAUAUCUUCCUGCCAAAGCUCAUCACCAGAAUGCAAAUAGAUACUGCAUCUGAUGUCACUAUCCUCUCACGCAAAAAUUGGACCAAGUUGGGCAGCCCAAGCCUGCAGCACACAACACAAAAGCCUCGCACAGCAUGUGGUAAUUAUCUUCGUCUGUUAGGACAAUUGGAAUGUAAAGUUGCUUUCCGGGAUUCGUCGUUUACUGGGGUAUGCUAUAUAACGCCAGCUGAUCUAAAUUUACUUGGUUUAGAUUGGUUCGACCAGCUAAAAUUGGCUGAUGUCCCGCUAAAUACCAUAUGCAACCUGGUAUCACAACGACAUGACCCAGAAGACCACGCAGAAUGUGAUCUGACAACCGCAGUUCGCGCAUUA